UCGGCGGCCGCCGUCCCUGUCACCUCUCCGCUCGCCGUAGUUUCUGUCAGGAACAUGUUGACCGUUCUCCGCCGGCGGCUGCCCGGUUCCCACUUUCUCUGGAGAGGGAGAGCCGCCUCCGGGCUGAGCAGCAGCAAUGAGAGCCCCGGGAAGAACAACAAGUACCAGGACACCGUGCUGCUCCCUCAGACCGACUUCCCUAUACGCCGGAGCCCCGAGGAGACCGUCAGCACCGAGCUGCGCCUGCAAGAGGAGGCAAACUUCUUGCAGCUUUAUAAUUGGCAAAAAGCGAAAAAAGCAAAGAAGGAAUUCAGUCUACAUGACGGCCCCCCCUACGCUAACGGAGACCCCCACGUGGGACAUGCACUUAAUAAAAUUCUGAAGGACAUUACAAAUCGUUUCCACAUGAUGAGGGGCUACAAAGUGACCUACGUGCCGGGUUGGGACUGCCACGGCCUGCCUAUAGAACUGCGGGCCCUGGCAGAGAUCGGGGACAAAGCUGACAGUCUCUCCCCACUCGAGAUAAGAAGCAGAGCUAGGGCAUUUGCAGAAAAGGCCAUUGAGAAGCAGAAGUCCUCCUUCAUCCGCUGGGGGGUAAUGGCGGACUGGGAUAACUGUUAUUACACGUUUGAUAAGAAGUACGAGGCAAAGCAGCUGGAUGUUUUCUUCAAGAUGCACGAGAAGGGCCACAUAUACCAGGAUUACAGACCCGUGUUUUGGUCCCCAUCCACGAAAACAGCGCUGGCUGAGGCCGAGUUAGAAUACAACCAACAACAUGUCAGCCGAUCCGUCUUUGUUAAAUUUCCGCUGCAGAAACCUCCUCCUAAACUUGCUUCUGUAAUUGAUGGAGCCACAGCGAUCAGUGCUCUGAUUUGGACAACACAGCCGUGGACCAUUCCAGCUAAUCAGGCGGUCUGCUACAUGCCAGAUACCACCUAUGCCAUUGUAAAGUGUGGAUCCUCAGGAGAGCUCUUUAUUCUGGCUGCUGAUUGCGUGGACGCCACUGCUCUGUCCAUGGGGACUCAUUUUGAGGUCAUUUCAACAUUUAAAGGAGCUGAUCUGGAAAACGGCAUCUGUGAUCACCCCACAAUACCAGGACGCUCCUCUCCCCUUCUGGCUGCAAACCAUGUCACUAUGGGUAAAGGCACUGGCCUUGUGCAUACUGCCCCUGCCCAUGGCAUCGAAGAUUAUGGAGUCGCCUCUCAUCACAAGUUACCUGUGGACUGCUUGGUGGAUGAAGCUGGCCGCUAUACUGCUGAAGCAGGAGCUGAUCUGGAAAAUAAAGUGGUGCUUGAAGAUGGAAAUGAGGCCGUCAUACAGAUGUUGCUCGGCUCCAAGAAUCUGAUAAAAGAAGAAAGUUUUGUUCACAGUUACCCAUAUGACUGGAGGACCAAGAAGCCGAUCAUCAUCCGAGCCAGUCAGCAGUGGUUUGUGAACACGGCUAAUGUUAAAGACAAGGCUCAGGAAGUUCUAAAAAAAGUGAAGUUUACCCCGGCGUCAGCCUCCAGCAGGAUGAUUGAGAUGCUAGGCCGCCGCACAUACUGGUGCAUAUCAAGGCAGCGGAGCUGGGGUGUCCCUAUUCCUGUCUUCUAUCAUAAGGAGACACGAGAAGCUCUCAUCAACAGGCACACUGUCGGUCAUGUCAUUAAACUGGUGGAGCAGCAUGGCAGUGAUGUGUGGUGGACGCAUCCCAUAGAAGAACUGCUUCCUACGUCCGUGCUUCAGAAGGCUGGCAGCACUGCCAAUGCGCUUGAUUUUGAGCCGGGCCGAGACGUUUUGGACAUCUGGUUUGACAGUGGAACCUCAUGGGCCCAUGUUUUGGAAGACGCAGAGCAGCGUGCCGACGUGUACAUAGAAGGGAAGGAUCAGCUCGGGGGAUGGUUCCAGUCCUCACUACUCACCAGUGUGGCCUCCAGGAACAAAGCUCCUUACAAGAACUUGGUUGUCCAUGGCUUCACCUUAUCUGAGAAAGGAGAGAAGAUGUCUAAAUCACUUGGGAAUGUGGUGGAUCCCGAUGUCGUUAUUAGUGGUGGAAAGGACAAAGUAAAGGAGCCGGCCUAUGGAGCAGACGUCCUGCGGUGGUGGGUAGCUGAAUCCAAUGUCUUUACAGAAGUAAUGAUUGGUCCGACAGUCCUGAACUCAGCGCAGAAGGACAUCAAUAAGGUGCGGAACACCGUGCGAUUCAUGCUGGGUAACUUGUCUGGAUUCAACCCUGAGACUGACUCCGUCCCUGGACCUGAGAUGUAUAUCAUAGACCAGUAUAUGCUUCAUCUGCUUCAAGACUAUGCCAGCAAGGUAACUGAGGCCUACAAGAAUUAUGAGUUUGGGAAGGUCACUCGUCUGCUGGAAGCCCUGGUCACCAGAGACCUGUCCAGCUUCUACUUCAGUAUAAUCAAAGAUCGGCUGUACUGUGAAGAAGAGAGAGACCCUAAGCGUCGCUCAUGUCAGACGGCGUUGGCGAAGGCCUUGGACAUAGUGGUUCGCUCAUUCGCACCAAUUCUUCCACACCUGGCUGAAGAAAUAUUCCAGCACCUGCCAUAUAGAAAAGAUGGUGACAGUGUUUUCCGAACCGGGUGGUAUGUGCCGAAUUCUUUGUGGAAGAAGCCGGGCUUGGUGGAAGCCAUAGAGGCUGCUUGUUCCAUGAGGGAUCUUUUUCUUGGAGCAAUACCCGGCAAGAACACAGUGGAGUACGAGCUCUGCGUCGUCAUUGAGCCUGGCCUGCUGUUUGAGCUAAUGGAGACUCUGCAGGUGGAGGAGACCUCGAGCACAUCUCAGCUGAACGAGUUGCUGAUGGCAUCUCAGACCAGUCUGCUGACCGAGGUCCCAGUGGAUCUUUCUGCAGAUACCACAAUCCUUAAAGGGUCCUUCCUCAUCAACCUAGAAGGCGGUGACAUCCGUGAGGAGGAGGCAUAUAAAGUCAUCAUUCAGCCGAGUACCAAAGAACGCUGCCCACGCUGCAGAAAGUAUACCGCCAAAUCUGCCCUCACCCCCUGCCCCCGCUGCCUGGAGGCUAUUGCCGGAAAAUGGGGACAGUAGCCAUGUGGCUGCCACGCUGCAGGUGCCUUGUGUCUCCUCGACCUGCUGGGAACUUACAGUUGCCGUCAUCUGCCUGGCCGGUGUAGAUGCAUAUACUAAGUAUGUGCUGAUUAUUUACAGGAGAGCUGCUAGCUCAUAGUCUGCACUAUUCUGGAUUAUUGUACUUUUUCUGCAGCAUUUGUAAUAGCUAAAUGGGAAAGUUUUACAUUUCCAUAGGAACCUGUCACAAGGCUAUAUGACCGAUGAACGUGACAUCACAGGCCAAGAGGGCCACAGCCCUUUCCAAUAGCUGAUUGCCUGGAGUCAGACCCCACCUGAG
This is a messenger RNA of Bufo bufo (common toad), 3355 nucleotides long. It is a transcript of the gene IARS2, whose product is annotated as isoleucyl-tRNA synthetase 2, mitochondrial. The transcript has 23 exons. Lineage: Eukaryota; Metazoa; Chordata; Amphibia; Anura; Bufonidae. The record is from RefSeq and is a predicted model, not a curated record. Gene Ontology annotation, biological process: isoleucyl-tRNA aminoacylation. Bases 55 to 3036 code for a protein of 993 amino acids. Gene Ontology annotation, molecular function: isoleucine-tRNA ligase activity; aminoacyl-tRNA deacylase activity; tRNA binding. Gene Ontology annotation, cellular component: cytosol.